UCCAAGAUAUCCUCCUCCUCCAGGGCAGCCAUACUUCAAGGAUUGAUUCGGAGCGCAAUAAUUUUUAAAAAAUGUCAUUAAAACUCUAGCAAAGCUAAGUAACCAAUCUGUUGCAAGAAUACACAGUUAGCUGUUUUUCUUAUUGACAAUAAGAAAUAAUGUCGUAAUAAAAAUGUAAUUCAAAAAGAUAUUCUUAACAACCUCUGAGAACUACUUUAUUUUUAUGGGCGAAAGCACUUCCUGUAUAUAUACAAUGCGCUUAGGUCGCACGUGUACGUUGUUGAUGUUUGAGAUGGAUAUUUAAUUUCAAACCUUAAAGAGAAGAAACCAAUCUGGUUUUAGCAAAGAUAACCUAGCAGGAAUUACAACUAUGGGUCGGCUUAGGAAAAAGCACAACUGGAAAGCUAGACAGCAAAGUGAAGUCGUUGUCGACCAUACGGAAGAACAGAAGGUGCAGCUUCAAGUAGAUCUUGAAGAUGUGAGGUCUGAAGGAUAUGAUGAGAGCAACCCAUUGACUCUGCCAUCAAAGAAACGUACAACAAAGAAAGUGCAACAGAAAGAUACCACAAUUAGGAAGCUGAGCAAAAAGCAGAGAAAGCACCUGGAGAAAAUUGUACAGUUAAAAGAAAAGAAAGCCAAGAGGGCAGAUCUGCUUGCAUCUUUGUCUGAAGUUCAAGCUUCUCAAGAAGAAAUGUCUUUACUUACUUCACUAGCAGAAGCUCAAACUAAAAGACCAAAAAGUCGACUAGCCGCCAUACUGGACUAG
Messenger RNA from Lingula anatina, 766 nucleotides. RefSeq names its product putative ATP-dependent RNA helicase DHX37. The record is from RefSeq and is a predicted model, not a curated record. Gene Ontology annotation, cellular component: intracellular anatomical structure; nucleolus. Gene Ontology annotation, molecular function: ATP hydrolysis activity; RNA binding; helicase activity. Gene Ontology annotation, biological process: maturation of SSU-rRNA from tricistronic rRNA transcript (SSU-rRNA, 5.8S rRNA, LSU-rRNA). NCBI's taxonomy places the organism in Eukaryota, Metazoa, Brachiopoda, Lingulata, Lingulida, Lingulidae.